Molecule: messenger RNA, 612 nt
Organism: Kalmanozyma brasiliensis GHG001
Lineage: Eukaryota; Fungi; Basidiomycota; Ustilaginomycetes; Ustilaginales
Product: V-ATPase proteolipid subunit C-like domain protein
Exons: 3
Coding region: 1-612 (203 amino acids)
Biological process (GO): proton transmembrane transport
Cellular component (GO): proton-transporting V-type ATPase, V0 domain
Molecular function (GO): proton-transporting ATPase activity, rotational mechanism
Source: RefSeq, a predicted model, not a curated record
AUGAUCUCGACAUUAGCGCUUGCAGGCGGGUCGGGCCUGACGACGCUUUCGGCGGUGGGGCUGUACAUGCUUCUCACAGGCAACGGAGAAUCGUUCAACAUCGGCGCUUUCCUCGAAGAGACGUCGCCCUAUGCGUGGGCGAUGAUCGGCAUCGGACUCUGCAUUGGGCUGUCCGUGGUUGGUGCUGGGUGGGGCAUCUUUAUCACUGGCGCGUCGAUUUUGGGUGCCGGUGUGCGCGCUCCUAGGAUCACCACCAAGAACCUCGUCUCGAUCAUCUUCUGCGAAGUCGUCGCAAUCUACGGCGUGAUCAUGGCCAUCGUCUUCUCCGCUAAGAUCACAGGCAAUCUCGAGGCAGGCACCGAUGGUCUGUGGUCUCCCAACAACUACCUCACCGGUCACGUUCUCUUCUGGGGAGGAUUGACGGUGGGCAUGUGCAACCUGUGCUGCGGUGUCGCCGUAGGCAUCACGGGGAGCAAUGCGGCCAUCGCCGAUGCUGCCGAUCCCCAGCUGUUUGUUAAGAUUCUGAUCGUCGAGGUGUUCAGUAGCAUUUUGGGGUUGUUCGGGCUGAUCGUGGGGUUGAUCAUGACGGGGGCUGCGGAGGAGUUCAAGUAG